Messenger RNA from Xiphias gladius (swordfish), 3819 nucleotides. Its product is annotated as NLR family CARD domain-containing protein 3-like. Gene Ontology annotation, molecular function: protein binding. The record is from RefSeq and is a predicted model, not a curated record. The transcript has 9 exons. The coding region runs from base 479 to 3613 and encodes 1044 amino acids. NCBI's taxonomy places the organism in Eukaryota, Metazoa, Chordata, Actinopteri, Istiophoriformes, Xiphiidae.
CACCAUGAGACUGACUGUUGAGUGACAGCAGCUGUAACACAAACUGUUAAAUUACCGCUUCUCUGACCCCUCGUCUUCUCAAGCUCAGCGGCCAAGCGCGUGAAGUUUCACACCUUUAUCUCACCUGUCUGACGUUGGUGGUUCAGCGAAGCUAGGAGGCAAGGCUAAUGGAACUAAAUCAUUUAGCCUCUGGCUUAGCAGGCUAACUGGCUCGCUAAAACUACGGUUAGCUGAGUGGCGCUGUGAUGCGGAAUACAAAACGAAUCAAGUAGGAUUAAUGUGGCAUGAGACUACCAGCUAGCUCUUCGUAGCUGAUCGUUGGACCACAAAGACUCCACAGAUUCAACCGUUCCAGUCUGCGGGAGAGUUGGCAACCAGCAAGACUUCGGAGAGGGAAAGGCCGGCUCCUGUUUCUGUGAACUCUGUUAAUUAGGAAACAAUACUGAGAGUCUAUGGCCGUGCCAACAGCCCUGGAGCCAUGAUGACACCAGAGGACCUCCUCAACACGCUGGAAGAUUUGGGAGAUGAGGAAUUCCAUAAAUUCAAGUGGGUCCUGCAGCAGCCUGACAGCCUACAAGGCUUCCAAACCAUCAAAAAGGGCCGACUGCAGAUGACAAACAAGUGGGACACAGUGGAUCUGCUGGUGCAGACGUACAGACUUCCUGGAGCUGUGGAGGUGACCAGGAAGGUUCUAGAGAAGAUCAACAGGAAUGACCUGGUGCAGAGUUUGUCUGACAGCAGCUCGGGACCAGAAGUGGAUGUCAGUGAUGUUGGGGAGGCUUCAGAGAACAGAGGACCUUCCUACUCUCAGACUCAGGCUCCUCUUCCUCAGACUGAAGAUGUGAUGUUUCGAGUACCAGAGCCAUACCCCAUCAAAUAUUACCAACAGAUGCUUCAAUCAAACUUCCAGGACAAGUUUAUGUGUGAACAAGAAGGGUGGUCAGAGGAUAAGCAGCGUCUGGUUGAUAUCUACACAGAGCUGUACGUCACAGCUGGGGGUGACGUACACAUCAAUGCAGAGCAUGAGGUCAGACAGAUUGAGAAGGCAGGGAAGCCAGCUGAAACAGAAAAGCCAGUUAAACCCAGUGACAUGUUCAAACACCCCUCUGGACAAUACAGACCCAUAAGAACAGUGCUGACCAAUGGAAUCGCAGGAAUUGGAAAAACAUAUUUCGUGCACAAGUUUGUGUUGGACUGGGCUGAAAAAAGAACCAAUCAAGAUGUGCAUCUCAUUUUUCCCUUCACCUUCCGUAAUCUGAAUUCACUGAAAGGAGAAAAGUUUCGUUUGGCAGAGCUGAUUCAUGAAUGUAUCCCUGAAACUAUAGACAUCAAAGAGGAAGCUCUUAAUUACAUCUUUAAAGAGCUGCAGUCAUCAGGAAACACCAACUAUGACAAGAGCAAAUUCAAACUUCUGUUUGUCUUUGAUGGACUGGAUGAGAGCCGCCUUCAUCUGGACCUUAAUGUCGAUCAUAUUCGCUCUACGGAUGUUACAAAGUCAUCUAAAGUAGAUGUCCUGCUGAGGAAACUCAUCAAUGGGAAACUGCUACGCUCUGCUCGCAUCUGGAUAACCACUCGCCCUGCAGCAGCCAAUCGAAUCCGUCCUGAGUGUGUUGACAUGGUGACGGAGGUCAGAGGGUUCACUGACCCGCAGAAGGAGGAGUACUUCAGGAGGAGAUUCAGAGAUGAGGAGCAGGCCAGUAGGAUCAUCUCCCACAUCAAGACAUCACGAAGCCUCCACAUCAUGUGCCACAUCCCAGUCUUCUGCUGGAUCACUGCUACAGUUCUGGAGGAUUUAUUGAAACCCAGAGGGGGAGGAGAGCUGCCCAAGACCCUGACUGAGAUGUACACAGAAUUCCUGGUGUUUCAAAUUGAUCGGACAAAGGAGAAGUAUGGCCCAGAAAAGUGCAUUCAUUACAUUAAGUCAUUGGCAAAACUGGCUUUUCGGCAGCUAGAAAAGGGCAACUUGAUCUUCUACGAGAAAGAUCUGAAAGAGAGUGGCAUCGAUUUCAGUGAAGCCUCAGUGUGCUCAGGAGUGUUCACAGAGAUCUUUAAAGGAGAACGUGGAAGGAAAGAGAAAGACAAGAUGUUCAGCUUUGUGCAUCUAAGCAUUCAAGAGUUUCUGGCUGCUGUUUAUGUGGAGAAGUCACUCAUUAACAACAACAAAAAUGUGAUGCCGUUGCCACGACUGUCACUCCAACACUUACGACUGCUGUUAAAGACACCCUCUACAACAAAGAUCCACAGGAUUGCUAUUGAAAAGGCGCUACAAAGUCCGAAUGGACACCUGGACUUGUUCCUUCGCUUCCUCCUGGGUCUCUCACUGCCCAACAAUCAAGAUAAACUACAAGUCCUGCUAAAAAACACAGACAGUACCUCACAGACCAAUCAGAAAACAGUCAAGUACAUUAAGAAGAAGAUCAGUGAAAAUAUGUCUCCAGAGAGAAGCAUCAAUCUGUUCCACUGUCUGAAUGAGCUGAAUGAUGGUUCCCUAGUGGAGCAGAUCCAACAGUCCCUGAGUUCAGGAAGUCUCUCCACGGAUGAACUCUCUCCUACUCAGUGGUCAGCUCUGGUCUUCAUCUUACUGUCAUCGGAAAAAGAUCUGGACGUGUUUGACCUGAAGAAAUACUCUGCUUCAGAGGAGGCUCUUCUGAGGCUGCUGCCAGUGGUCAAAGCCUCCACCAAAGCUCUCCUGAGUGGCUGUAGCCUCUCAGAGGGAAGCUGUGUAGCUCUGGCCUCAGUCCUCAGCUCCCAGUCCUCAAGUCUGAGAGAGCUGGACCUGAGUAACAAUGACCUGCGGGAUUCGGGAGUGGAGCUGCUGUCUGCUGGACUGGAGAGUCCCCUCUGUACCCUGGAGAUUCUCAGGCUGUCAGGCUGUCUGAUCACAAAAAAAGGGUGUACUUCUUUGGCCUCAGCUCUGAAAUCCAACCCGUCCCACCUGAGAGAACUGGACCUGAGCUACAAUCAUCCAGGAGACUCAGAACAGAAGCUGCUGUCUGCUGGACUGGGAGAUCCACACUGGAGACUGGAUAUUCUCAGGAUGGGACAUGGUGGAGAGCAGAGGCUGAAACCUGGUCUGAGGAAGUAUUUGUGUGAUCUCACACUGGACACAGACACAGUAAACAGGUUCCUCAAACUGUCCGACAACAACAGGACGGUGACACAUGUGGAGGAGGAUCAGUCGUAUCCUGACCAUCCAGAGAGAUUUGACCACUGGUCUCAGCUGCUGUGUAGAACUGGUCUGACUGGUCGCUGUUACUGGGAGGUGGAGUGGACAGGAGAGGUUAAUAUAUCGGUCAGUUACAGAGGAAUCAUAAGGAGAGGAGACGGUUAUGACUGCAGGUUCGGAGUGAACGAUCAGUCCUGGAGUCUGAGGUGCUCUGAUGAUAAUGGUUACUCUGCCUGUCACAACAACAGGAGGAAAGACGUCGCCUCCUCGGUCUCUCACAGAGUAGCGGUGUAUGUGGACUGUCCUGCCGGCACUCUGUCCUUCUACGGAGUCUCCUCUGACACACCGAUCCACCUCCACACCUUCAGCACCACAUUCACUCAGCCUCUUUAUCCUGGGUUCUGGUUAUUAUCAUUCGGUUCUUCGGUGUCUCUGUGCUCUCUGUAGGAGGAAGAGUCUCCUCCUGUUCGAGAAACACUCACACGCCGAGGUCGUUGACCUGUAGCUGCUGUAGGGAAAGGUUUUGAGGAGCAGGUCCUGGUUCUGUUGGUGAUCACACGUCGUAUUUCAUACAUAUGGACGGACGGUUUCUUUAAAAGCAGAAAUGUCCCGAUAAAAGAGGAGAAGAGGAAGCAGACUGCAAGCUGAUGUAA